This is a messenger RNA of Fomitiporia mediterranea MF3/22, 981 nucleotides long. RefSeq names its product NIPSNAP-domain-containing protein. Gene Ontology annotation, cellular component: mitochondrion. Bases 78 to 881 code for a protein of 267 amino acids. The transcript is spliced from 9 exons. The record is from RefSeq and is a predicted model, not a curated record. NCBI's taxonomy places the organism in Eukaryota, Fungi, Basidiomycota, Agaricomycetes, Hymenochaetales, Hymenochaetaceae.
UUGUAACCUGCUCUCAUUUCUUUACACUACCCUUCUGAGUCUUUCUUUGUACUCGAGUAUCGGGAACAGCAUCGAGUAUGUUACCCAGGAUAUCAAAUGCGUUACGAGCAACACCGACUUCCGUGGCGUUGGGCAGGCGUAACGUCUCGUUGAAGAACAUCGUUUAUGGUUCGCCUGAGGCAAAGAAAGCUGGAGAAAUCGAGUCUCAACAGCAUUCGAAACUCGUUGCACGGAGGAAAUAUUUGCAUGUGUUCGAAUUCCACAGAGUCAAACCUGGCGCGUCGGAGGAGUACAAGGCAGCUGCAGAGAAGUAUUACACCGCAAUCAAAUCGGACCCCGAGUUACAUGUAAAACUGACCGGUGCUUGGGAGACGAUGAUCGGUGAAAAUGAUACUUUUGUACACAUCACUGAAUACGAGAAUCACGGCGGUUUUGACCGCUCGACUCGUCUUAUCAGAGAACGCGGUCACAUCAAAGCGUAUAAAAGCAUCCUACCAUUCUUGGUCUCAAGGUCAACGCAGAUCAAUCAGGAAUUUGCGUUCUUCCCAUCGUCCCCACCACGUGAACAAGGUGGUAUUUUCGAAUUGAGGAGCUAUCAAUUGAAGCCAGGAGCAUUACUGGAAUGGGAAAGUACAUGGCGGAUUGGUAUAGAAGCCAGGCGCAAGCUCGUCGCUCCAGUCGGAGCAUGGUUCUCGCGAAUUGGAAGGCUCCAUCAGGUUCAUCAUUUGUGGCAGUAUCCAGAUUUUCAGACUCGGAAUGACAUCCGGGAGAAGGCGUGGCAAUUGGAUGGAUGGAGCGACACCGUUCACAAGACUACGCAAUUGGCAAAAAUUAUGGACUCGACAAUUCUCCUUCCACUCUCAUACUCAUCACUUAAAUAAUUGCAUGUACGUACAGCCUGUCGUGGAACCUACGUUGUUUUCGGUUCGGAAGUGCGCUUUGUGCACAAUGACCCUGGUAGCAGGAAGGUCGGAAUCGGUG